Ilex paraguariensis (yerba mate) is the source of this 197-nucleotide messenger RNA. NCBI's taxonomy places the organism in Eukaryota, Viridiplantae, Streptophyta, Magnoliopsida, Aquifoliales, Aquifoliaceae. The record is from the annotation of a GenBank genome assembly.
GUAGAGUCUCAAAGAUGUGUUUUUUGUUUGCAGAGGCAAUUAACAAGACUGAUGAGGAGUCCGACAUCCUCCACAGGCAGCUUCUUGAUAGAGAGAUUGAUCUCACAGCGUUUGUGCAGAAAUACAAAAAGGUGCGUAACGCUUACCACAGGCGUGCACUCACACAUCUUGCAGCGAAGACGUCUUUGAACAACUAA